AUGACCGAACUGGUCGCCGGACUUUCCUGCAAUUGCACCGCAAUCCAACAGAUACACAAUAACCCAAGCCAUGGUCCAAGUAAAACAGACAAUGGCAGAAAGGAAAUCCCCGUGAAAAUCACCCAUCGUGGCAUCAAAUUUGUUAAUGUCCACCGGAUACCCAAUUCAAACUUCAAGACCAUUGAGCCUUUUUGCACAUUCCCUGUGUGGUCGCAAAAUCGAGCUGCACCAAAUUGA
Messenger RNA from Penicillium hordei, 237 nucleotides. RefSeq lists its product as uncharacterized. The transcript is spliced from 2 exons. NCBI's taxonomy places the organism in Eukaryota, Fungi, Ascomycota, Eurotiomycetes, Eurotiales, Aspergillaceae. The coding region runs from base 1 to 237 and encodes 78 amino acids. The record is from RefSeq and is a predicted model, not a curated record.